ACACUCAGGUAGAAUAGGAGAAACUGCGUAUUGGAAUUGCCGAAGAAAACCUGAGUGUAAUGCUAGAGUGACAACAUACGGAGGACCACACAAUAUCAGAGUUCUGAAGGGACUUGAUGAAUCGAAACACAUCCUUCAUGCACCAAACCCCGAAGAAGUCGAAGCGUUAAGAGUCAUGAAUAGGAUCAAACGUAAAGCUACAGAAAAUCUUGAAGCUCCUCCAGCUCAAAUAUUACGAACUGAAUUGCGAAACGUUUCACCAGCGGUAUUAGCGGAAAUGCCAAACAGAAUUAAUUCCCGAAAAAGUCUUAGUCGUGAAAGAUUAAAAGAUUUUCCCUCGAACCCGCGAACGCUGAGAGAAUUGCAGGAUAUUCCAGGCUUUUAUCAAAAUUCAUUGAAUGGAGAUAAAUUUCUAAUUUACGACUCCUAUGAAAAUGACGAAGACUCAGAAUUUGGGAGAAUACUCGUGUUCGCGACGCCUGAAAAUUUAAGGCAAUUAUUCAGGAGCAUAUUGUGGUUUGCCGACGGAACAUUUAAAACUGCGCCAAGUAUAUUUUUCCAAGUUUUCGCAAUUCUCGGAGCAGUUACACAACCGGAUUCAAGAGGAAAACCACAAACUAUUGGUUUACCUUUUGUCUACGCAUUAUUAGAAAACAAAGAGCAGAAAGUAUACGAAAAAGUAUUCUCGGUUGUUUUGCAAGAGGCAGAACGUCUAGGUAUCGAUAUUUCUCUUCCGAUUAAAGUGAUGACAGAUUUUGAGUUGGCUAUCAUCAAUGCUGUAAAAAUCGUAAUUGGCGAAGACAAGGCACGCUGCUGUUUUUUCCACCUCUGUCAAAACAUGUACCGCCAUAUCCAAAGUGAAGGACUUCAGAAAAUGUAUUGCGAUCCUGAAGAUCGAUCGGUCAAAGUAGCCACUCAUAUGAUAUGUGCCCUUGCUUUCGUCCCACAUCAAAACAUCGCCCGAGAAUUCGAAACCUUAAAAAAUGAAAUACCGGAGGAAAUGCGACCAAUUUCAAAAUACUUUGACGCUACGUACGUCCGAGGAAAACCUGCAAAAGGCCGACGUAAACAGGUGCAUCCUCGCUAUGCUCCAGAUUUGUGGUGUCAAUAUGAUGCAGUCAUUCAACAAACUGCGAGAACGAAUAAUAUAUCCGAAGGAUGGCACAACAGGCUUCAAGUUGUUAUAGGGAAAGAUCACCCCAGCUUCUACAUUUUUCUUUCCGAGUUGCAGAAAGAGCAAUCGGACACAGAAAUAAUGAUGCGACAAUUGCAAUCAGGACAGCAAGUUAAGAAAAAUAAAUAUUCCAAGAGGUUGAAACAUGAACAGAGAAUAUUUAACAUUGUUUCGAAAUAUCACGAAUAUGUUGAUAACAAUGAUAUUGUCACAUACUUGAAAACUCUAGGAUACUAUAUUCGCAUGUGAUUGUAUACAUACAAAUUCAUAAAUAAACUGAAAUCUUGUUUCAAAUAAUAAAAAAUGUACUCGCCCAUUCAUUGCAAAUGUAUAUGCGAUAUUUUACAGACGAACGAUAUUUUGGGAAAAAUAUUUUAUGGGAAAAUUUAUUGGGAAAUUUUUAGUUUGGGAAAAAUGGCAUUGGGAAAAUUAUUUUUUGGGAAAAAAAAAUUUGGGAAAAAAUAUUUU
Anastrepha ludens (Mexican fruit fly) is the source of this 1642-nucleotide messenger RNA. RefSeq lists its product as uncharacterized. The transcript has 2 exons. Bases 176 to 1423 code for a protein of 415 amino acids. The record is from RefSeq and is a predicted model, not a curated record. NCBI's taxonomy places the organism in Eukaryota, Metazoa, Arthropoda, Insecta, Diptera, Tephritidae.